GUUUGACGACCUGAUUGAAAAACUGUUUUGGUGAUACAGACGGUUUCUUGGUGUAAUUUCCGUAUUUAUUUUAUGUGAAAAGUUGAGGGAAAUGUAUGGAAUGUGCUUUUAAUGCUGUAGUCAUUUGGGAAAACUGAUAUUUUGGUUUGAGGACAUGGAUUUUUCUAGAAUUUGGUGUUGAAACUUUUGGAAACAAAAUGGCGUCGAGGCCAUUUUUCAAAGAAUGCUCCAAGUGUUUAUUUGUGGAAUCCAUGGAACGGUUAGCGGAAGUGUUCGGAGAGGCUCUAUGACGUCACAGCGUCCAGGCUCAGAGAUCGUAGCUGAGUUUAGCUGGUUGUUGAAAAUGUUGUCUGGACAUCGGGUCUUUCUCAGUUCAGAGCUGAUCCUGUCUGUGAACGGAUGUUACGAUGUUGUUUAAAACACAGUCAGGUUUGUGUUGUUCUGAACUCAGAGCUGAACUGAACCAGUGUCGGUCUGAUGCUCCACCUGUUAUUUCAUCUCUCCGAGUCAAACCGAGCUGUUCUGCUGUUUUCUUCCAUAACCGUCUCCUGAUGUGAUUGUGGACCUUCCCACCUCUGAGACGACAGAUAAGUGGCCUUUGAAUGCUGUUCUGUACACAGGUUUUAUGCAAUGCACUAGUUUUUCUCCUUACUCUUUGCCUGCUCUUCUCUUUUAUUCUCCUUUUUUCAUCAUGUUCUCCUUCUUCCUCUCCUACUACUCUUCUUCUUCUUCUCUGUCUUCUAAUCCUUCUCUUCCUUCUCCCUCUCCUCCUUUAUCUGCUUCUUCUCUUCCUCUCACAUCUCAUCCCUUUCCUUCCAUUUAUUUUGUCCUCCUUCCCCCCCUCUACUUCUACUGCCUCCAUUUUUUUCUCUAUUUUUUUGCCUCAUUCUACGUUUUUCUUCAUGUUCUCUUCCUUUCUUUCUUCUACUUUUUCUUCUUCACCUUCUCUCCCUCAUUCCACUCCUUGUUCUUCUUUCAACUCCUUCUUUAUCUCCAUAUUCUUUUCCUCCUUCUCCUCCUCCUCUGUCAUCUUCUUCCUCAUCUCUUCAUCCCUGUAAUCCUUGUUUUUCUUUCUCCUUUUCUCCACCUACUUCACUUCUUUUUUCUUUCCUCCUUCUCCUUUUUUCUCUUCUUCCUAUUUUGACUUAUUCUUAGCCUUUCCUCUUCUUCUGUCUUCUUGUCCUUCUUUCUCCUCAUUCUGUCAUUUUCCUCUUCUUUUUUCAUCUCCUCUUCCCUCCACUCUGUUAUUCUUCCUCCUUCUCUAUUACUACUCCUCCUUCCAUCUUCUGCUUCUUUCUCCUCUUUCUUCUGUCUUGUCUCCUUCUUUCUCCUUCUCCACUGUCUUAUUUGUUUCUUUGCCAUUCUUCUCUUCAUCCUUUUUCUUGUUCUUUUAUUUUCCUCCCUCUCCUUUUUCUUCUCCUCGUUCACUCUUCAUUGUCUCCUUACACAGCUUCCUUUACUCCUUGUUCUUGCAUUUUCUUUGUCCAUCUUCACUCUUCUUCAUUCUUUUGUUUUUCUUCUUGUCACUCUUUUCUUCUCCUCUUCAUUCUUUUUCAUCUGCUCUUUUUUCUUUGUGUUCUCCUUCCUCUUCUACCUGUUCUUUUUCAUCUCUUCCUCUAUUACUCAUUGUUCCCCCUCUUUCUACUCUUCCUCACUCUCUUCCUCAUUGUUUUUGUCUGCUCCUCAUUUUCUCCUUCUUCUCCUUCUGUCUUGUCAUUCUUUUCUUAUCCCAUCCUUGUAUUUUUUUACUCCUUCAUCCUCUCCUUUGUUUUCUUCUCCUCUUCCCCUUUAUUUUCAGGUCUCCUCCUUCCUUUCCUCCUACUGCUUCUUUUCCAGCUCUUCCUCUUCCCUCCUUGUUCUUCCUCCUUCUCCUUCUCUUCCUCAUUCUUUCCUUCUCAUCCUCCUCCUUCUGUCUUCAGCUUUUUCUCCUCCUUUUGGCUUCUUCUAAUUUUCUCCUCUUUUUCCUUUAUUUCUCCUCGUCCUUCUCUGUCCUUGUUAGAAGAAAAUUGAGUGUUCACAUGAUCAUAUAUCUCUGUGCUAAGUUUCAGUAGUUUUCUACUUGCCUGUACACUCACAAGAAUGUAUGUUGUAACCACAUUGCCACACAUGCAGCUUACAGUCACAACACACAUACACCUCACCUGCUAAACAUUCUCAUUCUCACGAGAAAAUUCUUCUUCUCACACCACACAUAUGUUUUGUCUCAGAGCGUGGGACCGCCCCACCCUCUGCUGUUCUGUAACCUAUGCUUUAUUAUAAAUAAAGGGAUAAGGAACUGCUCGGCGCGUCUCUGCUUCAGAACGUGAGCUGAGCAGGGUGCCCUUGUACAAGAAAUCUCUUUGUCUGUGUUUGAUCUGUUUCUCUCCUCUCAGUUCUGUGAUCCAGGUUGGAGUCAGCCCGCUGGAGGCGGUAAUCCUCUGACAUAAUUCUUGGUCCUUCAAGCCGGAUGGGAAGCCUGAGAUCCCGCUGAGUGGUUAACCUGAAGUCUGUCGACAGCCAGUCACCCAGGGUGUCUGAAAAGACCCAGGACGUGAAUUCGGACCUGGGCCAGGGUUAGAACCAACCCUCACGGUGAUUCUCUGGUUUUCCGUCCGAACAACGGAUCACUAGAACGAGAGUGAGUAUCCACACGCAAAGAGAGUGAAUGGGUUUCGAGCUUUAACCGUAGCUAAAGUUCUGGGUUUAUGAAUUUUAACCGUAGCUAAAAUUCUGGGUUUUGAGCUUUAACCGUAGCUAAAGCUCUGGGUUUAUGAAUUUUAACCGUAGCUAAAAUUUCGUGCACAAGAGGGAUUUCGAAAGGAUCCCUGGAAAAGUCAGUAAGUUACUUUUCCUGUGAAGUAGGAUUACUUCACGUAGGUACCUACACCGAGGUAAACCCACUGGAGGUGGUAAAUCCUCGUUAAGGGAGAGAAAGUUGUGUGGAUGUACGGGGUCAGAGGACAUUUUUUAGGAUUUAGAAUCCUGUCCUACCUCGCUGUGUUUAUUGUUUUGUCUGUUGGAGUAGGACGUAUACACGGUGUUCUGAGUAAGCUUUCCCCGCACUGAAUUAGUCAGUGUAGAAGCUUGGGAGAGGAACUUCACUCAGUAUCACUUCAUGUGUAAGAACUACUCACGCAGAACUUCAUAGUUUUCUAUGUCAAUACUCAUAGUUAUUUGGAUUAACUCCGAAGGACAACAAAGUGAAAUUAAAUAUUAUCUCAAAGAAGGACCUGGUGAUACAAUAAUCCUCCACCAAGGUCUCCUUCACGUCACGGGAGAAAUUGUUUUCAAAAUAGAUUGUUUAAAUCCUGAGCAACCCUACCAUGGGAGGCUCUAAAUCCAAAAGCGUUCACCCUGAUGUCCUAUUCAUGGAGAAUAAAUGCCCAGGUGCAGGACAAACUUUUGACCGGUGGAAAAAACUCGGGUUUUCGGGACAAUUAAAAACAUGUGACAUUCUUAAAUUACAAAGUGACCUCCAAUUAGAAAAGCUUAAAACAAAUAAGAAAAAGAAAAAAGAGAAAUUAGAGAGGGAAAUUACACUCAGUAAAGCAUGGUUAGAAGAAAGUGAGAGAAGAGAUGGACAGAGGAAGGAAAGAGAAAAGAAGAAGCAACAGAAAAAGGAUGAAAAAUUAGUUGCAGGACUUGUGAAGGAAGAUGAGGAAACGGUUGUAAGUAGAACAAGGGAGGUUCAGAGAAAGGAAGAACAGGAAGUUAGCGAAGGCACACCUAAUAGGGAACAACAGAAAGUAGAACCACCAUGUUUUUUGACACCAGAACAGAGAGAGUACUACACACGUUUAGCCAGACAGCGUAGAGAGGAACGAGAAAGGAGAUUCAAUGACACCGAGAAUAUGAGAAAAUUUCUAGAGCAGGGAGGAAUCAAGAAAAGAGGGGCGAAGGAGAAAAGUAAGGAGAUAUAUCCAGUCAGUGCAGUGGAAAGACAUGAAAGAGACUUCAGACCUGGACAUGACAUGACCGAGGAAAUAGAGCGCUGUGACGACUGCGGACCGACUCAUGUUACUGUAUGUCCACUCAUAGAAGUUGCAAACCCGAGGUUUGGCCAACCUACGGGCGAGCAAGACGACCGUGGUGGACCCAUUGUAGACGUAGAACCAACAAUGCUGGUUUACAGACCUUGGAGUAAUCAUGACAGAAAGAAAGCCACAUCGGGUAUCCCACACCCAAAAGAUGGUCUGAACGAAUUUAUCAAUGGCAUGCAAGGACUUAGAGUGAGCUACAGAUUAAAUGGUACAGAACUACAACAGUGUUUACAGGACGUUCUGACCUCAGACUGGGGGAGAGUACGGGGAGACUAUAUAGGACUGGACACUAGAGGAAGCCCUCUAACAUAUGACAGCCCAGAUAUGCUCAGACAAAUAGCUGACCUUUUAGACAGGGUUCGCCUCGAGUGGCCAGUGAGGGUGGAUUAUGCGGCCAUAGGAGAAACCAAGCAAAAAGAAGGAGAAUUGGCAGCAGAAUAUAGACACAGGUUGGAAAGAGUGUUUAGAGCCAAUUCAGGCAUCCAGCAGGAUGAAGCCGAGGAGUCUCCUUAUCAACAGCAAUUAAAAAUGCAUUUCUUAAAGGGAUUACUCCCACCAUUAAGACACCAUGUGGAAAAACACUGGGUAGACCAAAACACAGGCUCAGUAACACAGGCCGUUAACCAAGCUACUCAUGCUGAAGGGGUACAGAAAAGAAAACAAACCCAAAGCUCAGUUUAUGUAACUGAAAACCUUGAAGCCUACAGCCACAGACAGAACUAUCUGAGGGGAAGAGGUAGAGGCCGUGGUAGAGGCCAUUGGCGUAGACAUUAUCACACACGCACAGAAGACUCAGAUCAACUACAGAAAAAUCGUGAGCAGAAAUUGUGCUUUAUCUGUCACCAGCCAGGACACAUCGCGAGAGAGUGCAGACACAAACCCCCACAAGCAUGACUAGUUGCUGAUGAUAGCAGAAAACAGAAAGUAACACCUGCUUCCGAUAGGGAACAAGAAGUGCAGCUCGUGCAAUCACAAACUGCAGCUACACAAGAAAAUAAGAAAACACAGCCCAGCUCAGCUGCACAAACAAGCUCACACACACAAGGUCACAUACAGAAAGAGUGAGAACAGAGUGAUACUGACACCCAGCUUGAUAUUUUCAGUAUGGUUAAAGCAGCGCAUGAUAAGGACUCACCCACUAAACCAAUUUUGAUAAAUGGCAAAGUUUUUAACUGCUUAUGUGACACAGGAGCAUGUACUACAGUUCUUAGAGAGACUUUUCCUGGGAUGAGACUCUCCAACAAUGUAGUUUGGGUAAAAUCUGCAUCAGGACAUGUGACUCCUCUUAGAACCACACAUCCUGCCGCCAUUCUAGAUCCAGACUCCAAUAACAGCGCCAAAAUAUCAAUACUAGUGGAUUCAUCUUGUCCAGUAAACCUAUUAGGACGAGAUGCCAUGGUUAAACUGAAUAUUGGAGUUAUCCCCGACAAAGAUGGUAAAAUGACUGCAGUUACACUACAAACUACAUGUCUGGUGGAAGGAGCAGGUGUUCCACAUUUCUUUUGGAGUUUAGACCUGGUGGAUGAGCCUACAUCUCGUCACCUACUAACUAUGGCAAAACACAAGUUGAAAGAAACUCCCCGGAGUCCAGAUGUGGUUGAUUCCAUGGCACCCUCAGACCUGCAUUGCACAUUGCGAUAUAAAAAGGAUCCUGGACCAGAUGAACAAUAUGAUAAGAGAGUGCAUGCAGUAAAAUGCCGCACUAUCUGUCUCCAAGCUAUGUAUGUUCUGCCAUCAGGCGAUUCCUGUUGCUCAGUAAUAAUGGGACAGGAACUAAAAUCAAUAAGCAAAAUCACACCUGCACAUGUCUCGUUGACAAAAGCUAAGAGUCACCAGUGGUGGAACAUGCCUUUUAUGUUGGAGAAAGCCGAAAGAGAUGACUAUUCAAAACCUGAUGAUGAUGGUUGGAGUACAGGCAAAAACACACAAAUUAGGAAAAAGGUUUUGGGACUGUAUGUAGGAGUCACGCCACAGACACACCUAGAUGAAAAGAACUGACUAUUAGAAAAACCACAGUUUGCACUGUCAUUAGAACAUAUGCAAUUAUUAGAUACGUUACCAUCUGCAUUAUGGUCUACAAGCCCGACAGAUGUUGGAUUAAUAAAAGAUCAGGAUCCUAUAAAAGUGAAAUUAGUCAAAUCAGACAGACCAAAAUUAAAACAAUAUCCACUGACUCAGGAAGCACAGGAGGGCAUAGGACCAGUCAUAGAGGACAUGUUGAAAGCAGGAAUACUGAGGAAAACAGACACACCCAUUUGCAAGACUCCUAUUUUUCCUGUAAAAAAGGCAAAUGGAAGAUGGAGAAUGGUUCAGGACUUACGGGCAGUAAAUGCCAUAGUAGCACCUGAACCGGUGGAAGUCGCGAAUCCACACACUCUUUUGAACAGCAUAGACUCCCAAGACAAGUGGUUUAGUGUUGUGGACUUGUCUAACGCCUUUUUCUCUGUACCACUCGACAGAGAAUCUCAAGAUUUGUUCGCAUUUCAAUAUGGUGGCCAAAUGUACACCUACACCAGGCUUCCACAGGGCUUUACAAACAGCCCGACUCUGUAUUCCCAAGCUCUACGUGCUUCUAUGACUAAGUGUUCACCCUUAACGAAUGGCCAGUAUUUACUAUAUGUUGACGACAUACUGAUAACUGGACACACCAAACAGGAUUGUGAGCUGAAUACUUUGAUAGUGUUAAGACACCUAUAUGCUGAGGGCCAUAAGGUCACUAAGACAAAAAUCCAACUCUGCCAAACUAAAGUAGUAUAUUUAGGCCAUAUCCUCUCCCAGAAUGGCAAGGCUCUAGCUACUACUAGGAAGACAGCCAUCUUAGACACUCCUAGACCUGAAACCAAACAGCAAAUGAUGUCAUUCCUUGGUCUGUGUAACUACUGCAGGACAUGGAUUCCUGAUUACACCAGGAAUGCUCAGCCACUACAGAACCUGAUACAUGGGAAACAGAUGGCCAUGAAAGAUAAAAUACAGUGGACACCAGAAACAACAGACUGUUUUAUAAGGUUAAAAGUGUUUUUACAAUCUGACACAGUAUUAGCUUUUCCAAAUUAUUCUAUGCCAUUUACUCUAUUUGUUUCAUCACAUCAGGGAUUCAUGUCCGCUGUACUUACCCAACCUUUUGGUGCGAGACACCGACCUUUAGCUUUUUAUUCUAAGAAACUAGAUGUGGUGGCUUCUGGCUUACCUACCUGCGUGCUGUACAAAUGCAUAUUCUGUUUUCUCAAUAUCAACAUCUGCCUCGGGAUGACACCAAUAACGCACCUGGAGGUGCAGACUCGUCAACGGAUUCUGGUACCGAGGCAGAAGAUUCUGUGUAAAUACUCUAGUGACUAGGCCAAUGACAAUGUAGCAGAAAACUAUUUUAGAGUUGUUACAUUUUGAUAACUUCCUAUGUCAUUACUUCUCUCUGUCUCUUAUCCUAUUUUAUCUUGUUUACCUUAUCAUGUUAUUUUGUGUUCUUUAAUAUUGAAUUAAUGCAUAUAAUCAUGAUGACCAACAGGAGGGAAUGUUAGAAGAAAAUUGAGUGUUCACAUGAUCAUAUAUCUCUGUGCUAAGUUUCAGUAGUUUUCUACUUGCCUGUACACUCACAAGAAUGUAUGUUGUAACCACAUUGCCACACAUGCAGCUUACAGUCACAACACACAUACACCUCACCUGCUAAACAUUCUCAUUCUCACGAGAAAAUUCUUCUUCUCACACCACACAUAUGUUUUGUCUCAGAGCGUGGGACCGCCCCACCCUCUGCUGUUCUGUAACCUAUGCUUUAUUAUAAAUAAAGGGAUAAGGAACUGCUCGGCGCGUCUCUGCCUCAGAACGUGAGCUGAGCAGGGUGCCCUUGUACAAGAAA
This is a messenger RNA of Amphiprion ocellaris (clown anemonefish), 7869 nucleotides long. RefSeq lists its product as uncharacterized. NCBI's taxonomy places the organism in Eukaryota, Metazoa, Chordata, Actinopteri, Pomacentridae. Gene Ontology annotation, molecular function: nucleic acid binding; zinc ion binding. The record is from RefSeq and is a predicted model, not a curated record. The coding region runs from base 3303 to 4913 and encodes 536 amino acids. The transcript is spliced from 2 exons.